This is a messenger RNA of Anolis sagrei ordinatus, 1580 nucleotides long. NCBI's taxonomy places the organism in Eukaryota, Metazoa, Chordata, Lepidosauria, Squamata, Anolidae. The record is from RefSeq and is a predicted model, not a curated record.
AUCAGCUGGCUGAGGAGUCAUCAGGCAGAACUGCCAGGGAAGUUAUAAUGGCAAGUGGGCUUCGUUAUCCGGGGAAGGUGGUCAUAGUAACGGGGGCCACCAGGGGCAUUGGCGAAGGCAUCGUCAGAGAAUUUGUAUUCCAAGGAGCCAAAGUAGUUUUCUGUGCCCCAGAAUGUGAAGAAGAACAGGGGAGGGCGAUUGAGCAGGAACUGCAGGAUUGUGGGGCUGCUGGGGAAGCUCUCUUUCAGAUCUGCGAUGUUCGAUGCGAAAAAGCAAUUCAGAAUCUGGUUGCUGUGACCAUUGAACGUUAUGGAUGCCUUGACUGCCUGGUGAACAAUGUUGGCAUCCAUCCCCCUUACAAAACAAUCGAUGAUUUCACUGCAGAAGAUUUCCGCAAUAACAUGGAAGUCAAUGCUGUCAGCUACUUCUUAGCAUCUAAGUAUGCUCUUCCUUACCUCCGAAAAACAAAAGGGAAUAUCGUCAAUAUCUCCAGCAUUGUCAAUAUUAUUGGAGAUAAGCAAUCCGUAACCUAUGCUGCAACCAAGGGUGCUGUUACUGCGAUGACAAAAGCUUUGGCCAUCGAUGAGAGCAAGCAUUGUGUCCGAGUCAAUUGCAUCUCACCUGCCAAUAUCUGGACUCCAWUGUGGGMAARGCUUGCAAGCGAARCACCUGAUCCAGAAGCASYGAUCCARMAAGGMAAAGAUGCUCAGCUUUUGGGACGGAUGGGGAACCCUGCAGAGAUUGCCAAAGCCGUCCUGUACCUUGCUGCCGAUGCCACAUUCUGCACAGGAUUUGACCUUGUGCUUAGUGGUGGAGCUGAGCUUGGCUAUGGUCAUAAGAGCCCAUUUACUCCUGGUUGUGACUCUAAAAAGUAGUGGAGCCAACCAAGAUGGGAGGACUACAACAAGGGAUGAAACAAGCCAAAUAGUGCCUUGUCACGGAUGAGCAAACGUGUUUGCAUUGAUGUCCAGAAGACUUCAGAAUUUGAACUCAUGAUUGUCACACACCAGCACUGGAACAAAACCUGCUUUGAGAUGUGAAAAUCCGAUUUAACAAUUAAUUUAAUGGGAACAUAAUUCAGGAGUUUCUCCUGGAUGCAUGUGCAGUGUAGAAUAAACAGUUUGGCACCACUUUAACUGCCAUUGCUCAAUGCUACAGAGUGUUGUGAGUUGUAGUUUUUCAAGGUCUUUAACCUUCACUGCCAGAGGACUCGUGCCUCACUAAAGUACAACUCACAUGAUUGCAUAGCAUUGAGACACUGGUGUUAAAGUGGCAUCAAAUUGCACUAAUUCUACAGUAUAGAUCAGGCAUGGGCAAACUUCGGCCCUCCAGGUGUUUUGGACUGCCACUUCCACAAUUCCUAACAGCCUUGGCUGUUAGGAAUUGUGGGAGUUGAAGUCCAAAACACCUGGAGGGCCGAAGUUUGCCCAUGCCUGUUAUAGAUACUAUCUUUUUUUGUAAACAGCAAGUCAUUUAUCUCUCAUAUGCUUUCCCGUAGCUGUAUUUAGUUUAGGAAUCUUUGUUUUCUCCUUGAUGCAUCUUUUCUGUCUAAACCAAUGAAUUAAAAAAUAUCAACACUG